Messenger RNA from Blumeria graminis f. sp. triticale, 294 nucleotides. The record is from the annotation of a GenBank genome assembly. NCBI's taxonomy places the organism in Eukaryota, Fungi, Ascomycota, Leotiomycetes, Helotiales, Erysiphaceae.
AUGCAGAUCUCAAUCAUAUUCCUCACCAUGAUGGUACCAGGGUUUAUGGCCAUGCCGUCAAGACUACACGGCUCUCGCCCCACAAACAAGCACACAACGAGCGAUAGGGUCUCACAAAUCCUCGAGAAAUUCCAUUCUGACAACAACAUCAGCGUCUUGGACAAGGAAAUUAAUGGGACUCGGGUCUCGGAGCAGUCCAUUGUGAACAAGGGCGAGGGUAAUGUCCUUCAGCUCGAGACUAUUGCCAAUGUAACCAACUUAACUACGACCAUCACUACUCCAUCCCAAGGGUAG